AUGUCCUAUAUCCUUGUCACCGGCGGUGCCGGUUAUAUCGGUUCUCAUACCGUCAUUGAGCUCAUUAACCAUGGCUAUAAAGUUGUUAUAGUCGAUAAUUUGGUUAAUUCUUCAUACGACUCAGUUUCACGAGUCGAGUACAUUGUGAAGCAGAAAAUUCCCUUCUACAAGAUUGAUCUCAGAGACUCUGAUGGCUUGUCCAAAGUGUUUGAUGACUAUCCUAUUUCUGCGGUUAUCCAUUUCGCAGCUCUUAAGGCAGUGGGUGAAUCUACUACCAUCCCUCUAAAGUACUUUGAGAACAAUGUAGGGUGCACCAUUUCUCUCUUGAACGUUAUGAAGUACCAUAAUGUCAAGACGGUUGUCUUUUCAUCCUCUGCCACCGUCUAUGGUGAUGCUACCAGGUUCGAGAAUAUGAUUCCUAUUCCUGAAGAGUGUCCAACUGGUCCUACGAAUCCUUACGGUCAUACUAAGUUGACCAUAGAAACCAUCUUGAAGGAUUUGCAUGCCAGUGACCCUCAAUGGAGAGCAGCCAUUCUCAGAUACUUCAACCCUAUUGGAGCACAUCCUUCCGGAUUAAUCGGUGAGGAUCCUUUGGGUAUUCCAAACAACUUGUUGCCAUUCUUGGCCCAAGUGGCCGUUGGAAGAAGAGCCAAGCUCAGUAUAUUUGGCGACGACUAUGAAUCUCACGAUGGUACUCCUAUCAGAGACUAUAUCCACGUUGUCGAUUUGGCCAAGGGUCAUAUCGCUGCUUUAAAUUAUCUAAGCAGCUUGAAGCCUUCUCAGGGUCUUUACAGAGAGUGGAAUCUCGGUACAGGUAAAGGUUCAACUGUAUUUGAUGUCUACCAUGCCUUCUGUCGCGCUGUUGGACAUGACCUUCCUUAUGAAGUCGUCGGACGUCGUGAUGGUGACGUUCUUAACUUGACAUCGAAACCAAACAGAGCUAAUAAGGAGUUGCAAUGGAUGGCACAUCUUACUAUUGAUGAUGCCUGCAGAGAUUUAUGGAAUUGGACUACAAAGAAUCCACUUGGAUUCCAUGUCAAGAACUAUUCUGUUAAUGAAGAUGCUUAUGGUGAGGAUAGAGUCCAUACUGUAGAAUAUCCCGGCUUUAAAGUUUCUAUUGCCAACUACGGUGCCACCAUAAUCGAUAUAGAGGUUAAUGGAAAACCCGUUGUCUGUAAGUUCGACAACUUGAGAGACUAUCACUUGCCUUCGAAUCCAUGCUUUGGAGCUACUAUCGGUAGAUAUGCUAACAGAAUUGGAGGCGCUCAGUUCACCAUCGGCGGUAAACAGUACGAUGUUGAGAAGAAUGAGGGAGCCAAUUGUUUGCAUGGAGGUUCGCAUGGAUUCAAUACCCAAUAUUUCUAUGGACCUAUUGCUACUCAUAGCGAGGAAGACGAUUCAACUACUCUGAAGUUUGUCAGCUUCGACAAGGAUGGUCAUGCUGGUUUCCCUGGUGAUUUGAUUACUACUGUGGCCUUUAAAGUUCAACCUAAAUCUCUUGAAUUUGAGUUCGAGAGUAGUCUUUCGCCAAAGUCUUCAGUUGAUGCUACUGUGGUUAAUUUAACCAAUCAUUCCUACUUUAACUUGUGUGGUGAGGGUACCAUCAACGAAACCGAACUUUUGUUGGCCUCCAAUAACUUCCUUGAAGUAGACAGUGCACUUCUUCCAACACGUUCCAUCAAGAAAUGGACCAGGCCGGAUGUCUCUAAGCCUUUCACUGUCGGAACUGCUGUGUUCGAUAAUUGUUUCGUUCUCAGUGACUAUUCUUCCAAGUUGGACACUCGUAAGGAGCGUAUGGUUGAUGUUGUUCAUGCUUCUCAUCCGGGUUCUAAAGUGAAGCUCACCGUUUCCACUACAGAGCCAUCCUUCCAGCUCUAUACUGGUGAUGGUGUUGAUACUAAAGGCUUCUUCCACAGGGCUGGUUUCGCAGUGGAGCCUUGUAGAUUUGUCAAUGCUGCAAGAGUAGAUGACUGGAAAAAGCAAGUGGUUCUUAAGAAGGGCGAAGUCUAUGGCUCUAGAAUUAGAUAUACCUUUGAAUGA
This is a messenger RNA of Brettanomyces nanus, 2040 nucleotides long. RefSeq names its product UDP-glucose-4-epimerase (gene GAL10). Lineage: Eukaryota; Fungi; Ascomycota; Pichiomycetes; Pichiales; Pichiaceae. Gene Ontology annotation, biological process: beta-D-galactose catabolic process via UDP-galactose, Leloir pathway. Gene Ontology annotation, molecular function: UDP-glucose 4-epimerase activity; carbohydrate binding. The transcript has a single exon. The coding region runs from base 1 to 2040 and encodes 679 amino acids. The record is from RefSeq and is a predicted model, not a curated record. Gene Ontology annotation, cellular component: cytosol.